Molecule: messenger RNA, 3507 nt
Organism: Molossus molossus (Pallas's mastiff bat)
Lineage: Eukaryota; Metazoa; Chordata; Mammalia; Chiroptera; Molossidae
Gene: DSG2
Product: desmoglein 2
Exons: 15
Coding region: 1-3360 (1119 amino acids)
Biological process (GO): homophilic cell-cell adhesion
Cellular component (GO): desmosome; plasma membrane
Molecular function (GO): calcium ion binding
Source: RefSeq, a predicted model, not a curated record
AUGGCGAUAGCCAUUCCAGAAGUCACCGCCGUGCUCACCAGUCUCCAGAAGCAGAUCUGCCUUAACUUUGGAAAUGCACUCCACUUAGAGGCCUUAAGCACAAGAAAUGAAAAUAAGCUGCUCCCUAAACAUGCUCACUUAGUAAGGCAAAAACGUGCCUGGAUCACCGCCCCUGUGGCUCUUCGGGAAGGAGAGGAUCUGUCCAAAAAGAAUCCGAUUGCCAAGAUACAUUCUGAUUUUGCAGAAGAAAAAGGACUAAAAAUUACAUACAAGUACACUGGAAAAGGGAUCACAGAGCCACCUUUUGGUGUGUUUAUCUUUAAUAAAGACACCGGAGAAUUGAACGUUACCAGCAUUCUUGAUCGAGAAGAAACACCAUUUUUUCUGCUAAUUGGUUAUGCUUUGGAUGAAAAAGGAAACAAUCUAGAGAAACCAUUAGAACUCCGCAUUAAAGUUCUUGAUAUCAAUGACAAUGAACCAGUGUUCACGCAGGACGUCUUCGUUGGGUCUGUUGAAGAAAUGAGUGCAGCACAUACCCUUGUGAUGAAAAUCACCGCGAUAGAUGCAGAUGAGCCCAAUACUAUGAAUUCUAAAAUUUCCUACAGAAUCGUGUCUCAGGAGCCUGCUUACCCCCCAGUGUUCUACCUCAACAAAGAUACAGGAGAGGUUUAUACAACCAGCAUUACCUUGGACAGAGAGGAACACAGCAGCUAUACUUUGACCGUAGAAGCAAGAGAUGGCAAUGGACAAAUAACAGACAAACCAGUAAAGCAAGCUCAAGUUCAGAUUCGUAUUUUGGAUGUCAAUGACAAUAUACCUGUAGUAGAAAAUCAAAUGUAUGAAGGGCUGGUUGAAGAAAAUCAAGCCAAUGUAGAAGUUAUGCGCAUAAAAGUGUUCGAUGCAGAUGAAGUCGGCUCUGAUAACUGGUUAGCAAAUUUUACAUUUGCAUCAGGAAAUGAAAGGGGUUAUUUCCGCAUAGAAACUGACACUCAAACGAAUGAAGGAAUUGUGACCCUUAUUAAGGAAUUAGAUUAUGAAGAAAUGAAGCAUCUUGACUUCAGCAUUAUUGUCACUAAUAAAGCACCUUUUCACAAAUCAGUUAAGAAUAAAUAUAAGCCCACAGCCAUUCCCAUCAAAGUAAAGGUGAAGAAUGUGAAAGAAGGCAUUCAUUUUAAAAGCAGCACAAUCUCUGUUCACACCAGCGAGAGCAUGGAGAAAUCAAGCCUAAGCCGAGUGAUUGGAAAAUUUCAAGCAUUCGAUGAAGACACUGGACAAGUAGCCCGAGUAAAAUAUGUCAAAUUGGAAGAUGUAGACAAUUGGGUCUCUGUGGAUUCUGUCACAUCUGAGAUUAAACUUGUGAAAAUUCCCGAUUUUGAAUCCAGAUAUGUCCGAAAUGGUACAUACACUGUAAAGAUUUUAGCUGUAUCAGAAGAUUCUCCCAGAAAAACCAUCACGGGCACCGUUGUGAUCACAGUUGAAGACGUCAAUGACAACUGCCCCACACUGGUCGACCCAGUGCAGAAUAUCUGUGAUGACGUGAAGUCUGUGAAUGUGACAGCGGAGGACCGGGAUGGGUACCCAUACAGUGGCCCCUUCACUUUUGUCAUCGUUGACGAGCCAGCUGGAACAGCAGACAGAUGGGAAAUAGCACACAAAGAAAGUACCAGUGUGCUCCUGCAGCAAAGGGAACGAAAGCUCGGGAGGAGUGAGAUCCAGUUUCUGAUUUCUGACAACCAAGGCUUCAGCUGCCCUGAGAAGCAGAUCCUUAAACUCACGGUUUGCAAGUGUCUGGAUGGCAGCGGCUGUGUGGAAGCGCUGGGUGCCGGCUACGUGGGCCUGGGGCCCGCAGCCAUUGCGCUGAUGAUUUUGGCUUUUCUGCUCUUGCUCCUUGUGCCACUUUUACUGCUGAUGUGCCAUUGUGGGAACAGCGCCAAAGGCUUUGCCCCCAUUCCUGGCACAAUAGAGAUGCUGCAUCCUUGGAAUAAUGAAGGGGCACCGCCUGAAGACAAGGUGGUGCCAUCGCUUCUGACCACGGAUCACAGAGAGAGUGUAGCAGUGGGCGGUGGAGUGGGAGGCGCAGCCAUCCGGGAGGCCACUGUGAAAGGAAGCAGCUCUGCUUCCUUUACCAAAGUGCAGCAUGACAUGUCUGAGGUGGAUGGAAGAUGGGAAGAACACAGAAGCCAUCUCUCUGGGGGCGCCACCCAGGUUACAGGGACAGCAGGAGCCGUCCUAGGCGGUGAAACCAUGAGGACCACCCGAGCCACGGGGACUUUCAGAGACAUGGCCGGAGCUCGAGCAGCUGCUGGUGCAGUGAGUGAGGAAUUCCUACGAAGUUAUUUCAGUGAGAAAGCUGCCUGUUAUAUCGAGGAAGAUGACAACCUCAUCAGCAAAGACUGCCUUCUGGUUUAUUCUCAGGAAGAAACUGAAUCUCCACAUGGUUCUAUUGGCUGUUGCAGCUUCAUUGAAGGGGAGCUAGGUGACCACUUCUUGGAUGAUUUAGGAUUUAAAUUUAAGACACUAGCUGAAAUUUGCUUGGGUCAAACAAUAGAGAUGGAUAUGGAAAUCGAGCAGAGGCCAACGUCCAUGAGAGGAGCAGCUUCACAUUCCCUCUCUGAGCAGGCUAGGGUUGACUCAGAGGUCACCCUCUCUUCUGGUAGUAGCUUUCAAGUUGCAAAACCUUUGCCUGAAGUAACUGCAGAGAAAAUAACUCAGGAAAUAGUCACAGAAAGGUCUGUGUCUUCUAAGCAGGGUCAAAAGGUAGCCACACGGCUCCCUAAUUCAUUGGCUUCUGGUAAUGUCAUAGUGACAGAAACUUCCUUUGCCACAGGCUCCACUGUGCCACCACCAAGCACUGUGAUCCUGGGCCCUCAACAGCCACAGGGCGUUAUUGUGACGGAGCGGGUAUAUGCUCCAGCUUCUACUUUGGUAGAUCAGCAUUACGCUAACGAAGGUAACGUCACCGUUACUGAGAGAGUCAUACAGCCUAAUGGGGGCCUGUCUUGUCCUCUGGAAGUCACUCCGCAUCUGCCAGAUGGACACUAUGUCAUGGUGAGGGAAAGAGAGAGCUUCCUUGCCCCCAGUGCGGGUGUGCAGCCCACUCUGGCCAGGCCCAGUGUAGCCGUAGGACAGAACAUGACAGUGACAGAGAGAGUGCUAACACCUGCUUCCACUUUGCAGUCCAGCUACCCCGUUCCUGCUGAAACCUCCAUGACAGGCAGAAAGACUGUGGUUUCUGGAGCUGGAGCCCCGGGCCCUCUGCCAAAUUUUGGUUUAGAGGAGUCUGGUCAUUCUAGCUCUAUGGUAACCACAUCAUCCACCAGAGUCUCCAAGCAUAGCACAGUACAGCAUUCUUACUCCUAAACAGUAAGCCACAAUCUGGCCCAGGGUUUAGCUAGCAGUAACUGAUUUCAUGUUUUCAAUGGACCUGCCUGGUCAUAAGCCUUAUGGAUGUAUGAGGCACAUACACAGAAUUAACAUUCUUCUCGGUCACUAAUAGACAGCGGACCU